AUGGCUUAUGGCUUGCCAAGAAAGAACACAGUGAAAACCAUUUUGAGGGGCAGUUGUUAUAAUGUACAGGAACCUUGGGAUCUUGCACUGCUUACAAAGACCUGGUACACAAACUUAGCCAACCUCAAGUUGCCUUUCUUGGAAGAAAUUACAUUUGGUAGUCCUAUAAAGCUCACAAAAUGUAAAACUGUUAAGGAUGGUCUGCUCCCUUCAGCAGAAUCCAUCAAAACUGAAAGGGAGUAUGAAGUGAAGCGCCUGACGAAGCUUAAAAGUCAAGAAAAAGCCUCUGAGGGAGUUCAGUUAUCCCUAAGGGGAAGGCCAGCUGGUUUCAGAAGGCCUUUUCCACCGAAGUCCCAAGCACCUCAGAAUGGAGUCUGUGCUGUUCCCUGCGUCAGAGGGGAUGGAGGUCCUGAGCCUUAUGCUGUUGCAAGUUCGGUGUCGUCCUAUGAGUACAUCGUGACCUGA
Lepus europaeus (European hare) is the source of this 465-nucleotide messenger RNA. It is a transcript of the gene C8H4orf36, whose product is annotated as chromosome 8 C4orf36 homolog. The transcript is spliced from 3 exons. The record is from RefSeq and is a predicted model, not a curated record. Bases 1 to 465 code for a protein of 154 amino acids. Lineage: Eukaryota; Metazoa; Chordata; Mammalia; Lagomorpha; Leporidae.